Messenger RNA from Microplitis mediator, 3252 nucleotides. RefSeq lists its product as uncharacterized. The coding region runs from base 784 to 1803 and encodes 339 amino acids. Lineage: Eukaryota; Metazoa; Arthropoda; Insecta; Hymenoptera; Braconidae. The transcript has 5 exons. The record is from RefSeq and is a predicted model, not a curated record.
UAUAAAUAAUCAAUUUUCUCGAAUUUUUUAUGAAAAUAUACCUAUUUGUAAAAUUCAUAGCUCGCGAGAAAAAACAAAGCUCACGUAAUUUGUUUUUAUUAGCUUUGUAUACUUAAUCAAAUGACACGAUAAAAAAUGACAUAUUAAUAAUUAUUUCUUUAAUAAUUGGUAUUAAAAAUUUCCAUAACCACUCCCGGAAAAUUGUCAUAACAGGCAAUUAUAUUCAAUUACAACACAGAGACACUUCACGCUAGAACCGACAACUCUUUACCUCAACUUUUUGAAUUUGACUGAAGUUUUCUAUCCCUUCUCACCCCAUGAAAAAUAUUUCUCAGAAUUUUAAAAAAUUUUUCUUUCUUAAUGGGACGUUUCUUUAUCUUGACAUAUGAGUUUUUACUGUAUUUUUUGGAUGAAAAUCAAUCGAAUGAAUCUAUGCGCUCUUACAAAUCAAUUUCUAGCUGAUUCAAAAGAAAAUUUAUGAAGCAUUUAUUUGAACGGCUCAUUGUUUGGUCAAAAAUUUUUCGAACGGCAACUUUUUUAGGGACAAAGAGUAGUGGACUUAACGUCAAAUAUCCCUGUAAAAACAGAGUUUCUAGAGAGUUUAUUGCAACUUUCAAAAUCAAAAAACUGAGAAUAGAAAAAAGAUCUUUGAUAAUGAGUUGUACAUGUAAAUUUUUAAUUUAAACGUGUAAUAUGAGCGCUUAAGGCACGCACAUUCAGAUAUGUGAAACUUUUGAUAUUUUUAAUCAAUUAAUUUUUUCAACCCUUUGUAGUACUCAAGUAAUGACGGAACUAAAUGAAUCUCCCGUAACAAAACGACGUAGAGUUGCUGGAAAUUCAUACUUUCAAAGUCCACUAAGUGAUUCGCACAGUGAUUCUGAAGUUCCAUUAUUAAACAAAAUGGAUGAAGAGACUAAUCGGAUUAGUCAAAUGAGCAUAUCUGCCACUGAAGAAAGAGCAGAAGCUGUCACUGAUUAUAAUCACAUUAAUACUUGCAAAAAUCAAGAUAAUCUUGAUGGUCUUGAAGAUGAUGGUGACGAUAAAAAAACUGAGAAAAAUGUUGAAAAUGAUGGUUAUAGUAGUGAUGAUAGUCACGAUAAUAUCGAUAACAUGGCAAAUUUUUCAUCGAUUUCCAGUCUGGGUCGAAGCUCAGCUGACAAAAGCUCUGAUAGCAAUGAACCUGAAGAAGUAGAUGAUAGGAGAAAAUUGUUAAUUGCCAUUAAUAAUUUGGAUUGUCUUGAUGAUAAUUAUUUUGAAGUUAUUGCCGAUGAAUCAAGCUUAACCGGGACUGUUAUUGCUAAAUGUAAACUCUGUGAUCCUCCGAAACCAUUCAAAGGAUCUCUUCGAACAACAUCAAAUUUUACUACACAUCUUGAGAGAUGCCAUAAGAACAAUUAUGGAGAAUAUUUAAAAUAUUCUGAAGAGAAGAGGAAAGGUUUUGACACUAACAAAAAUAUCGAUCGCAAGCGUUGGUCAUGUGUCUUCGAUCAGGAUCAAUUUGAGCAAAAUGUGGCUCAUUUGAUGUUAAAAUUCAUGGUUCCAUUCAGAGCAGUUGAAUAUCCAAUGCCACGGAAAAUAUUUGACGACUUGCAAAUAAAAAAAAAUGAUUGUCAGCUAAAACAUUUAAUUCCAUACAAUUUAAUGAAUCGAGUUGAUAAGUUUUAUAAGAAAUCGGUUGAUGGCGUACGUCAAGCAAUUCGUCGAGUCGUUGAUGAUGGAGGAUAUGUAUGCACGACUGCAGAUGUCUGGACUGGAGGAUCUCGUCGAUUUCUUGGAGUAACAGUAAGCUGGAUCGAUCCUUAAUCAUUAGAGCGUAAAUCUGCAGCAAUCGCAUGCAAAAGAUUUUAUGGGAUGCAUUCAUUCGAAGCAAUCGCAAAUCAGCUAUCAAGCAUCCACUCUAAUUUUGCCUCAAUAUCACAGUCUAUUCGAGCGAUGAUAACUGAUAACGGAUCAAACUUCGUAAAGGCAUUUCAGGAGUUCGGAGUUUCAGCGUUAAAUGAUUCUCAUGCAGAUUUAAUCGAGCAACAGUCUCAAAAUAUGGGUGAAGCAAUCGAUAUUAGUGUGUAUGAGACAGAUUUUGAUUCUAUUGAUGGAAACGUUGAAAUGAACAGUGAAUUUUCUACUGAGUGCGAGUAUAAAUUACCUCGCCAUUUUAGAUGUGCUAGCCACACGUUAAAUUUGAUUGUGACAACUGAUAGCUGAAAGACUAUUAACAACUUCAAGAGGCUGAAGAGAAAAUAUUUUAAGGUUAUCGAUAAAUGCUCGUCACUAUGGAAAUGCUUGCGAUCUCCCAAAAAAUAUGAAAUUCUAAAAGCUUACUUAGGAAUUUCUUUAAAACGACCUAUUGUUACUCGGUGGAACUCUACUUUUGAUUGUAUUUCUCAGUUGUUGACUUUCAAGAUAAACUUUUGGAUAAUAAUGAGUUGAAGUUACCAAAAGCUUUUAAUUCUAGCGAUAUCAAAUUUCUCAAAGAAUUUGUGCGUUGCUCAAAACCUUUAGCGUGUGCUAUUGAUCGAUUACAAGCCGAAAAAUCGUAUUAUGGUGUUCUUCUUCCUACAUUGAUUUCAUUAAAAUACGAUUUGAAAAAUUUGAUCGCUGAUAAAACUGUUGUUGACUGCAAACCUCUUGCUGAAGCUAUUAUCAAAGGAGUCGACGAACGAUUUCAAAAAUUAUUUGACCCUUUAACACUUGAUGCUGAUCCAUUCAAAGCGGCUAUCUCUCAUCCGACAUCAAAGGUCGCUGGCUAACAUCUUUUACUGAAGAAGAACAAAAACUAGUUCAUCAACGUUUUUCAGAAGUUGUAUCCGCGGAAACUUCUUCAGAAACAGUGACUGACGAUAAAGAAAAUGUAAUGGAUAAUUUUAAUUUUGGAGAAUCGAUUUCAGCCAUUCCCGAAUUCCAACCAUUACUGUCACAAGGUGAAUCAGCAGCUGAAGUGGCACGUUACUUGAAGAGCAGAAAUACUGGGCUAAAACUGUUAGAUAAAUUUCCUUCCAUUCGGAAAGUGUUUCUGAAAUUUAAUACACCGUUGCCCUCAUCUGCUCUUGCAGAAAGACUAUUCAGCCAUGUAACGAUGAUGAAUUUACCAAGGUACAAUCGUCUAACAGACGAGCAUUUUGAAAAAAGAGCACUGUGUAAGGUGAAUGCAGCAAACAGUUAUUUUUAAUUUGAAUCGUAUCAUAUUUCUUUACUCAAUACUACAACUAUUUCAUUAUUUAUGUUUAAAUUUAAAUUAAAGUUUCAAUAAAUUAA